Molecule: messenger RNA, 2733 nt
Organism: Prorocentrum cordatum
Lineage: Eukaryota; Dinophyceae; Prorocentrales; Prorocentraceae
Source: the annotation of a GenBank genome assembly
GGACCCCACACGGACCUCUGGAAUGACACCGUAGCCAUGUUGGCUUGAGAAGGGAACCUGCCCCUGCCCAACGAACGAAGAUCAAGUCCCGGUCAUGCGGCGUAUUAUGUCGCCCAUACAUGCCGCACUCGUGGUUGCCCUGCACACCCUCCUGUCGAAUGCCGCCACUCUACGACAGCCGGCGACGCAGAGGGGUGCCGUGGAGGCGAGGGAAAAGCUAGAGCCCGCCGCGACCCCGAUCUCGAAGGUCAUUCAGCUCCUCAAGGGGCUUGAGAAGCAGAUCGAGGAGGAGGGCGCGAAGGAGGCCGCCGAGUACGACAAGUUCGCCUGCUUCUGCAAGGAGCAAGCCGAUCAGAAGUUGUACAUGAUCGAGAAGUCGACGGAGAAGAUCGAGGCGCUGACUGCCUCGAUCGGGGAGCUGGAGGCCGACAUCACCCUGCUCGGCACGCAGAUCUCCGAGCUGGCGGAUCGGAUCGAGGAGCUGGAGGGAAAGAUCGAGGCAGAGGUGGAGGCGCGGGCCGAGGAGCACAAGGUCUACAAAGAGAACGACGAUGAGCUGGCGAGCGCCAUCAAGACGGUGGACUAUGCGCUGCAGGUGCUCAGAAGUUCGAGGGAUGAGCUCAAGGACGCCAAACUCUCGGAGUCACUGCUGCAGAAAGUGGCGGGCCGUGCCAUGGCUCUCGCCCCGCUGGCUGCGGCGAGUUCCUCACUGGCGGAGGUGCUGAAGCAAAAACCGGCCGCGUACAAGUACAAGUCGAGCGCGGUCAUCGAGACGUUGAUGGAGAUCCGCGACAUUUUCGCCAAGACGAAGAAGGACUAUUUCAAUACAGAGAUGGAGAAGAAGUCGAUAUCCGACAAGACUGUGCUUUCUUGGACCAACGAGAGGAACUUCAAGGAGGAGGACAAGACCCAGAAGGAGGCCCUGUCCGACAAGAAGACCCAGGAGAAGCACUCGCAGGAGAAGGACAAGCAGCAGGAGGAGACCGACAAGGAGCGCGACGAGGCGUUCCAGGCCGAGCUCACCGCGCAGUGCCAGACCCGCGCGGAGGAGUGGGACCAGCGCUCCAAGGCGCGGGCGGACGAGCUCCAGGCCAUCGCGGAGGCAACGGAGAUCCUGAAGAGCGGCGUGGAGGAGAACUACGCGGCGAACAAGAAGCUCGUCGGGCUCUCGGCGGUCGUCCGCUCCGUGGCGAGGGCGUCCAAGAACGUGUCCAAGCCCGUGUCGCUGUUCCAGCUGCGCGGGCAGGGCAGUGCCGCGGUGGCCGCCGGGGCAGUGAGACACGUGGUCGAGACCCUGGAGGGGGCCGCGAAGCGCGUCGGCAGCACCAGGCUCAACGCCAUCGCGACGAAGGUGGCUCUGCAAGAGGACCACUUCGGAAAGGUCCGUGGCCUUAUCGAGGACCUCAUCGCCCGGCUUGAAGCGGAGGCUCUCGCGGAGGCCGACCAGAAGUCUUUUUGCGACAAAGAGAUCGGCGCGGCGGUUGGCGCGCGCGACGAGCAGAAGAGCGAGAUGGAGACGCAGGGGGCCACCAUCAGCAAGAAGGAGACCGCGAUCGCCGGGCUGACCAAGGACAUCGCGCUGCUGAGCACCGAGAUCUCCGAGCUGCAGAAGGCCCUCAACGACGCCACCGUGCUACGCCUCGAGGAGAAAACGGCCAAUGAGAAGACGAUUGCGGACGCCACAGCAGGCCUGGAGGCCGUGGAGGAGGCCAUCACUAUCUUGGAGGCCUACUAUGCUGAGCAGGGCGGCCCGCCGGCGCUUGUCCAGCGCGGCGCCGCACCGGCGCCAGCCCCUCAGGGCUACGAGAGUUUCCACCCCGAAGGCGGCGACCGCGAGGGCAACACCGUGGGUGACCUGGCCCCGGAGAUGUCCUACGAAGGCGAGUACAAAGGCAGUGCGUCAGGAGGUGUCCUCGGCCUGAUGCAGGUCAUCAAGGCCGACUUUCAGAGGACCAUUGAGACCGUGGGGACCGCGGAGGCCGAUGCCCAGGAGGCGUUCGAGAAGUUUGAGACGGAGACCAAGGACUCCAUCACGGCGAAAGGGGAGCUCAAGGAGCAGAAGGAGGGAGAGAUCAAGGAGGCCGAAGGGACCAUUGUCGAGGCACAGGACGCCCACAAGGACGCAGAAACGCUCCACGAGGGCGCCCUAGAGGAGCUCGACAAGCUCAAGGCCAUGUGCGUGGAGGGUGCGGAGAGCUACGAGGAGCGCGGCAAAAAGCGCGAGCAGGAGAUCGAAGCGCUCAAGGAGGCCCUGGGCAUCCUGGAGAACUUCAACAAGUGAGCGACAUCAGCUCCCGUCCGUAGGGAGAGAUUGGCGCCCCAGUGUGAGCCCGCCUUCCGCCGCCCCGAGUGCACGCUGCACAGGCGCCACCGAACGGCGUGACCCUUACUAUCUUCCAGGGGUUGUGCUCGCACGUGCGCGCCUGUCAGAGUGGUGCUAUGAGUUCGGCCUGCGAUAUUAUUCUUGUCCUCGAGUUGGAGUGGCGCGGUACUCCGUUCCAAGCAGGUUUUGGCGGUCGCAACAAACAUCAGUCUGUGGACUCGGAGCCAGGAGUUAUUUUGUAAAGUUCUAUGUCGCAUGUUCGGUGCGCAAAACUGAGGGCCACUUGUCCCCGGAAUCAUGCUCGCUAGCGGAGUCGUUCUCCCUUUUUUGGUUGUUGGGCAAUCGUACUUCUAGUGAGACGGCGUCCCACAUUGUCCAAGCAGAUCCAAGCAGGUCUAGGUCUCCAGAGU